Messenger RNA from Erigeron canadensis, 1909 nucleotides. Its product is annotated as transcription factor MYB3R-3. The record is from RefSeq and is a predicted model, not a curated record. Gene Ontology annotation, biological process: regulation of DNA-templated transcription. Bases 36 to 1646 code for a protein of 536 amino acids. The transcript is spliced from 8 exons. NCBI's taxonomy places the organism in Eukaryota, Viridiplantae, Streptophyta, Magnoliopsida, Asterales, Asteraceae. Gene Ontology annotation, molecular function: RNA polymerase II cis-regulatory region sequence-specific DNA binding; DNA-binding transcription factor activity, RNA polymerase II-specific. Gene Ontology annotation, cellular component: nucleus.
UAUAUAUAUAUAUAUAUAUAUAAGAAGAAUUUGAUAUGGGUAAAGGGGAGUUGGAGAUAAUUUGUGUAGAGAAUAAGCAAUCGAGCUCUUCAAUCUCUGAAGGUAGUAGUGGCAUUGUGGUACCCAAGUCUCCCCGGAUUUCCAGUCCUACUGCUACAUCGCCGCCUCAUAGGAGGACAUCUGGACCGAUUAGACGAGCAAAGGGGGGUUGGACUCCAGAGGAGGAUGAGACGCUUAAAAAGGCUGUUGGGCUUUACAAGGGUAAAUGCUGGAAGAAAAUAGCUGAAUAUUUUCCCGAUAGGUCAGAAGUCCAAUGUUUGCAUCGCUGGCAGAAGGUUCUUAAUCCGGAGCUUAUUAAAGGUCCUUGGACACAAGAGGAGGAUGACACUAUCGUCGAGCUGGUUCAAAGAUACGGGCCUACAAAAUGGUCUCAAAUAGCCAAGUCACUGCCUGGUCGUAUCGGGAAACAAUGUCGUGAGAGGUGGCACAAUCAUUUGAAUCCGGAUAUUAAAAAGGAUGCUUGGACCCUGCCAGAGGAGAUGGAACUUAUGAAUGCACAUCGUGUGCAUGGAAACAAAUGGGCUGAAAUAGCAAAGUCAUUGCCUGGAAGGACCGAUAAUGCAAUUAAAAAUCAUUGGAAUAGCUCCUUAAAAAAGAAAUUGGAUUUCUAUUUAGUCACAGGGAACCUUCCAACUGUCCCAAAGGACGAUAUUCAGAAUGGAGGUGGUGACAUAAGCAGAAUUCAUUCAACCAAAAAACUGAUUGCUUCCUCAGCUACAAGUGCUUGGGGAUCACCCACAACUGCAGAACACCGUAAGGUGGAAACAGAUACUACGGAUGAUUUAGAAUGUUCGACCCCAUCUCAAGAUGUAGAUGCUUCAUCAAAUUAUUUUCCAUGUGGAUCAACUGAUUCUGAACCCGCUGGAAGCAAAUCACAGCCAUCGAAGUUUGAUCUUAGUCACCUAAGCCGGAAUUUGAUUCCAAAGUUUAAUAAUUGCAGUACAAGACAUGAUGGAAUUAAUCAGGACACAUUGGAUGCAUCACCAUUACGAUCCAGCAUUCCAUCAUUCGGUUCUUUGUAUUACGAACCUCCACAGAUAGAAAAUGUUAUGCCAACUGAAUCAAGUGCUCUAUAUAUGACAUGGAAUUCCCGUGAGUGUAGCUCAAACUCAGUUGUUUCACCUCGGUGUUAUUCAACUCCUCCUUAUGCCGAGAAAUGCAAUGAGUUACAUGCUCAAACACCAGAAUCCAUCUUAAAGAUUGCUGCUAAGAGCUUUCCUAACACACCUUCUAUUUUAAGAAAAAGAAAAGAUCUAUCAUCUCCCUCAUUUCACAAGAUUAUGAAGACCCAUGAUGCUAAAAGAGCUAACAAUGUUUCGGAGGAAUCUGAAUCAUGUGGAGGAGCUUCAUAUGGUAGUGGCAAUAAUCUUGGUGGCAUUGUGACGGAAGGCGCGCUGGCUACUGUUAAUACAUAUAAUGCAUCUCCGCCUUACAGAUUAAGGUACACACGGAAGUCUAAUUUGAAGUCUGUUGAAAAGCAACUUGAGUUCAGACUAGAAGACGUUAUUUGUAAGAGUGAAACCCAAUCUGCAAAUUCAAAUGUGAAAGACAACUCUAUACCCGAAGCUUGUCCAAAUGGAUCAUAAAUAGAGGUUGCUUGUGCAAGAUAUUGAGCCGUUGAAUUGCUCUUGGAUUUUACAAUGGAUUGCUGCCACUCUCGUAUCAAAGGGGAUGCUUUUUAAACACAUACAGUUUCAUUUGAACAAAGCAAUUAAAUAUCUUAUGUAGAGAUUAUUGAAAGUAAAUGCUUCGAAAUAUAGAUUUUUUUUACUUUAGUUACUUUUUUUUCCUUGGCUGUAUGGACAGAAUGAAAAUUUACAUAGAUUAAUCAGGGUUUUGAUAAAUCAAA